AUGGCAGCCCGCAAUGCGCUCACCAGCCUGUCCUUCACUGUCGACUCGGCCUCUGAAGACGAAAUGACACACGACGAACUCAAUGCGCUUCCCACCCCCGAAUCCAAUAGCGAAAACAAGGCGCCGAAUCGCAAAGCCCGCGGCAUCACAACGCAAUCCAAGAAGACGGCCGUGUCUUCGACCAAAGCUGCCGCCAAAGGAAGGCCUGCGACGCGUCGCGUGAGCGGAAGCAGUGUGCUGGGUGUCAAGAAGAUCAACGCGGCAGUCGCAAAGAAGGCACCUGCUAAGAGCAGGCGUAAGGCGCUAACUGAGCGCAAGCACGGCAACACGAGCGACACUGAGGAGGUCGACGAGUUCGAAGAGGAGCAACCCAUUGCGCCAGUACAGCCUGCCAAGAGAGGCAGGCCGGCAAAAAAGGUACAGGAGGAGCAGCCUCAAAUCGGAACGCAAGCAGAAUGCGCCUGA
This is a messenger RNA of Plenodomus lingam JN3, 465 nucleotides long. The record is from RefSeq and is a predicted model, not a curated record. Lineage: Eukaryota; Fungi; Ascomycota; Dothideomycetes; Pleosporales; Leptosphaeriaceae.